UGGCCAGUAUAGCAGCAGCCUGGAGUAGUUGGGCAGGUCUAUGCAUCUACUGCAUGCUGCAGCCGGGUAAGGAAGGAAGGAAAGAGGGCAAGAAGGAAGAAAAGACGGACUAAGAAGUCAGUGUGGGAGGUGUAAAUCCACUGUGGAUGAGCAUGCUGAGGGGAGAAGAAGAGGUGAUAGAGAAGGAGGGAAGAGAAGAGAGGCAGGGAGGCAGGAGAGGAGAUUCGGCUGGCUAUAUGUGUGAGGCUGCAGUUGCUGCUUCUCCCUCUGCUGUUUCUGCACUGUGUGGUCGAUCACGAUAAAGCUUCACCAAGAUAACAGAAGGCUUUGACAGAGGAUGAAGGUAUGGUGACUAAAGAUCUGCUGGAGGCGUCCUAAGGGCCUGUUUGUCCUCUGUUUGCCCAUAAUGUCCUUAGUCUUACUGAGUAGGAAGGAAUAUGUCCUAAAAAUACAGUGACACCCCCAUCAACAGAUAAACAAACAAAACCCUAGUAAAAGGAGAGGAGGCCAGUCUCUGUCUUCUGUAUCACUCGCGCUCUCUUCCUGGCCUCGAGUGUGAGGUCAUGUCCCAGUCUGGAAAAGUCCUUCAUCUGUACGUGGAGGUAAGGUCAGCCCCGGAGCAGGAGGGGAAGGGGGGCUUGGGGGGAGGAGUGGAGGGUCCUGGGACUGGGAGUAACUCCGCAUCAGCACAGGAUGGGCCAGCUGGGCUUUUGUCCAAGCUAACCUGCCAGACAAAAUGUCAGACUCCUACCAAAGCUCCAACGCACCACCUAGCCCAUAACUUCACUCACACCCAGUCUCCCUCCAGACACACAGUGAGCUUCCAGCUCCACCAAGGCAGUGGCAACCAGUCGCCUAGCAUCUCCAAGCGGCAGAGUUUACCAGCAGCACUGAACCACUCCCCAGCCUUUUCCAGAAAUGGGAGGACCACCACCCCCCACAAACCCUCCUCCAAAGGGCAGGGGGUGGGGGGAAAUGCCAAACGCUCGGUGGUCACCUUCAGCUACAUCGAGAAGGCUAACGUCAAGACAGUGGAGAGCCCACAGAACUCUGCCUGUCAGAGGAGGUCUAGGGAGGAGAGGUCGUCCCCACCUUCCUACCCCCGGAAGAGACUCAGCGACCCCAUCUGGUUAGGUAGUCCUGGCUCCUCCUGCAGCUCCAGUCCCAAACUAGCGUUUUGUCCCCCAGGGUGUAUCCAGCAACAACAGCAACCGUCAGUCUCCCCCAGCCACCGCCACCCCGUCUUGGAUUCCGUUGGCAGGGCAGCCACCCAGCUUGCCCUGGAAGAGUUUGGGUUUGGUUCCCCCCUGCACAGGAGUAAGAUCCUCCAUGGGCUCGAGCAGAGUCCCAGGUGCUCCCGCCACAACCAGCAGGCCCGUUGCCUGUCCUGGGCAGGCGGCUCUCCUGUCCAACGCCACAGCGCCUGCAAUAAUCUCCCCAAUAAUCACGACAUGGACACAGAUAGAAACCGGGCCAUUUGCGGGCCAUUACCCAGGAGCCCAGCCUCCGACCAGCUUUCGUCUCAUGCCAGCCAGGCCGCUCUGGGUAUGUCUCCUAACUCGAGACCCAGGUUGUGUAUGGGGCCCAAGGCCCAGAGCCCACACCAAUGGGAACGUCAGGACAAAGCUAUCAUAGGGAGUCCAGCCACCCAGAGACAAGUACACAAGCCCUGUAACAGCAGUUCCUCCCCUCAAGGGACCAUUCUCCAACUUAGCAAUAAACUAGGGGUGGGAACUGUACUGAACCAGCUAAGUGGUAGCAAACCCUCCUCCCCAUCCAACAGCCCUGAAGUGGCCCGGAGGCUAGCUGAGGAGGCUACUAAAGUGUCCUCUAUUUUAGCAGAGGUAAGGAGGAACUCAUUGACAUUGCACAGCACUUUAGACGAAGUAGAGAGCCCCAACUGUGGAUGUAUGUCCAGAGAAGCCAACAGUUCUGUCCCAAAAGCACAUCUGCAACAUUUGCAGCAUCAGAAAGUUAAGAUGAACAUCCCUUUACACGGCCUACACACACCAGCAUCGAACGACACUGACUCUCACCAGACUGGAAACUCUUUACCAUCGUCACGCACACAGGACACAAACUCUCCAACACUAACCAAUCAUGGGACACGGCGCGGAGGAGGGCAGGCUCUGGGUCAGAGCUCUAUCCUAUCAGACGCAGUAGUGGAUGGAGGAGUGUCCCCAGCCCUGCCUUCACGCUUCCUCCGUCCAUUUCUUCCACCAGCCGAGACCAGCUCCCCUCUGAGGGACCCCAGGCUGCUGAGAGCCCAGCUCAGAGUCACCGACAGCCCCACGCUGCACCGCUGUCAGCCCCCUCAAUACACUGGAGAUUUCUGGUCCUUUGAGCCGGACAGGAGAGCCGACUUGUCCUGCUUCGACAGGGGGGACAGUGCCGAGCUGGCCCGUAGGCUCUACAUACGCCAGAGUGUGGAAGAAGCCCCUGUCAGCUGGACUUCCAGGCAGCCCUGGAGCCACCUGGUAGGGGAGGAGAGCAGCAGCUCCAGGUCCAGCCCCAGACAUGGACCUGGACCCGGUCAGCAGCCCUUGAGCACGGCCCAGCAGAAGAGGGCUGAGCAGAGGAGGAGGGAGGUUCUGCUGCUGGGCCCUGUGGUGCUGGACUCCCCAGAGGAGGACGAGGGCCUGGAUGGGGAUGGGGAAGGGGAGGAGGUUUCAGGACAAGGGCAGCAGCCAAGCCUGUUGAGGGUGGAGGAGCCUCGGGGGGGGGAGCAAAUUGGCAUAGCAGGGUCCUCGUCGCACAGCUCCAGCGGGGUGACGGGCAGCCUAGGUGAAAGGGAAUGUGUGUCCCCAGAGUCCAGUCAGUCCAGCCACCAGAGCAACGAGACAGGGGCUGCCACUUCAGGGAUACAGACGGACAGUGGCACUGCAGUCCCAGGCCCCUCCCUCCACUCCCAGAGGAUAGCUCGUGCCAAGUGGGAGUUCCUAUUUGGGACACCCGCUGAGGAGGCUGCCAGCAGGGGGGAGAAAAGUACCAUCGAACCCUCCACAGCUCCUCCCAGUGGCCAGUCCAGUGAAUCCCCCACCUCCCCCACCUCCCUCCCCCUCAUCUCAGCCAAUCACGAGGUGCAGCACGUGGAGGUGGAGCUGGUGACUCCAGCGGUGGCGGGGGAGUCGCCAAAGACGGGCAUCAUCCGGAGGACCCUCAAGUACUCGGAGACGGACCUGGACGCCGUGCCCCUGCGCUGCUACCACGAGACCGACAUCGAUGAGGUGCUAUUGGCUGAGCAGGAAGACGCCGACUCAGCGUUUGGGAGUAACCGUAGUGUGAAAAGCACGUCGGGUACAGGCAGCAGCCCCCUGGGUGUCUGUCCCUAUGAGAGAACGAGUGGGGAGGAGGAGGAGGUGGAAGGAGAGGAGGAAGAGGAGGAGGAUGACGAGGAGGACGAGGAGGAGGUGGUGAGCUGGGUCUCAGUGAGGAUGCAGGGGGACAUUAAGAGGCAGCAGCAGCAGCAGGUGAUCAGUCAGCUGCUGAAGAGGCCAUUGGACAGUUUCUUCGACAACCUCCCGGUCCUCAAGUCGCCCAUCCUGGUUUCGGGGCCUCGUCUGGCAGGCCCGACUGAGGACACCUUCAGCCGCCAUUUUGAGAGCAUAAUGGAGUCACAUCGCGCCAAGGGCACAUCCUACUGCAGCCUGGACAGCGAGGAGCUGCUGACCUCCAGCACCCAGACGGUCCUGAGCUUUGACCUUCCCACACUGACCCCAGAGAUCCAGGGAGGUCAGAUGAUCUGUCAGAGCGCCCGGCACAUUGUCAAGUUGAGUUUCGCCCCACUGGCCCACUGCGAGAGGGGAACAAGCCUAUCAGAUUCCAUCGUCACGGUGACAGGCGACUCGGACGCCACGCGCGCCCCCUCCAGCGAAAGGCUGAGCAGUGGCUCGGAGGACACACUCCCGCGAGGGGGCGGGGCACGGAUGUUGGGGAGCAGCUGGUACAGCAACCCCACAUUCUCCUUCCCUAGGUCAGUGAUGUCAUACAGCAGCAACCCCUCCCUCUCCUUCCACAGGGAGAAGGCUCGUCUGGCGACAGACUCGGAGCUGGAUCAGGACCUCAGUGAGCGGCUGGGACUGGGGAGCAGCGACACCCUCACCAACGGUAACCGUGCUGACGGGGAGGCCGCUAAGCGCCUGGCCAAGCGCCUCUUCACCCUGGACGGCUUCAGGAAGUCCGACGUGGCCCGUCACCUCAGCAAGAACAAUGACUUCAGUCAUAAGGUUGCAGAGGAGUAUCUACACUUCUUUAACUUCACAGGUCUUAAUGUGGACCAGGCUCUGAGAGCCUUACUCAAACAGUUUUCCCUGAUGGGAGAGACUCAGGAGAGGGAGCGGGUGCUGUCUCACUUCUCCAGGAGAUACCUGCACUGUAACCCAAAACUCAUACCCUCUGAGGAUGGUGUUCAUACCUUGACCUGUGCCCUGAUGCUGCUAAACACAGACCUGCAUGGCCAUAACAUUGGCAAAAGGAUGUCCUGCACACAGUUCAUUGACAACCUGGAGGGUCUGAAUGAGGGUCACGACUUUCCCAAAGACUUGCUGAAGGCCCUGUACAACUCAAUCAAGAAUGAGAAGCUUCAAUGGACAAUCGAUGAGGAGGAGAUGCGGAAGUCUUUCUCGGAGCUGGGGGACACCAACCAGGCGGACUCCACCUCUAAACACAUGAAGAGCAUGGCCAGCGGUGGGAAACCCCUCGUGGUCAUGGCCCAGCCCUCGGGAGCCCUGCUGUACAAGAACGGCUUCCUGGUGCGCAAGGUGCACGCCGACUCAGACGGCAAGAGAACACCGCGUGGGAAGAGAGGAUGGAAGACGUUCUAUGGCAUUCUGAAGGGGCUGAUUCUCUACCUGCAGAAGGGAGAGUACCGGCCAGAUAAACAGCUGUCGGACGAGGAUCUGAAGAACGCCGUGUCUAUCCACCACUCUCUGGCGAUGAGGGCUGCUGACUACAGCAAGAGACCCAAUGUGUUCUACCUCCGCACCGCCGACUGGAGAGUCUACCUCUUCCAGGCACCAAACGCGGAGCAAAUGCAGUCGUGGAUCACGCGCAUCAACACGGUAUCAGCCAUGUUCUCAGCACCACCCUUCCCUGCAGCCAUUGGUUCACAGAAGAAAUUUGCCCGACCGCUGCUGCCAGGCUCCACCUCCAAACUGUCACAGGAGGAGCAGGUCCAGUCCCAUGAGGCUCGGUUCCGGGCCAUCUCCACUGAACUGGCUGAGCUGCGCUCGUAUCCUCCAGACCGAAAGGUCAAAGGCCGUGAGCUGGAGGAGUACCGCCAGCGGGACGAGUACCUGGAGUUUGAGAAAACGCGCUAUGGUACCUACGCCAUGCUACUGCGGGCCAAGAUCCGCUGCGGCGAGGAUGACUUGUCCGUAUUCGAGGCCCAGAUCCUGGAGGACAAUGGCCUGCAGCGCGCCCACUCCAGCCCCACGCUGCAGGACAGCAGCCAGGCCAGCCAGGCCUCCCAGGGCAGCAGCACCAAGGAGCCGGUGGGCUGCAGCGGUAUAGGAAAAGGCUCCAAGCGCACAGAGGGCCAGAGAUACAGCUACCGCCAGGCCGUCAAGAAGUGAGUCAGGGCGGGGUGCUGGGUGGUGAUGACGUGGCAGGCUUGUAUCCCUGCGCAGGUUAUUUGAGAUCUGGGUGAGGGGGGGGUUAUAGGAGCAUGAAAAGGAGCGGCGUGAGAGUUUACUGUAUACACCCUACCCCCCCCCCGCCCCCCAUGGCGCACCCAUCCAGCACCCCCGAUCUCCUCAGCCAGUAGUGGAGGUGUAGAGGUGCAGGUCCUAUGACUGGCGCGUUCACUGGCCAAUGCCAGCGGUGUGUUGGGACAUGAGGGAGGGAGGAGCAUUGGAGAUGUCAUGGAGCUUGGACAGGAGGUAUUUGAGAGAAGGCUUUCUGGAUACAGUAAUAGACUGUACUAUACCAUACGGUAAGACAGAGGGUCCUCCUGUAAGCGGUAGCUCCGCCGUACAGGGACUCCCUUUCAGCAUCCUUUCCUUCUAAUUCUUUGAGGUCACCUCUCUCACAAACCCCUCCACCAACCUUUUUCCUUGAUGUUAUUUUUUCUUAUUUGGGACCAAACAUGUUUACACGUUUGACACCUUAAGUCUCCAAUGACUGUUCUGUUGAUUUCAACAUGUGUUACAGUACUGUAAUACUGCAGUAAGAGGAGCUAGACCCUAGACUCAUUGCAGUUCCAUUUUUUUCCACAACAUCAGGGUGUGUCCACAUUCCAUAAGGGAGCCUAAACACUCGGGUACUUGCAGUUCCUGAACUUUUCUUUGGGGCAAAUAUGGCGGCAACAAGGUGGCUCUAGUGGAUCCGUAAUGGCAGUGCACUAUGCAUCAGGAUCCGCAAUGGAGGUUCAGUUGCAGCUCUUCCUCCUGGCCCGAAUCAGGGCGAGGGCAGAGGAGAGACUGAGCUCUCAUGACUUCAGACACUCCACUCUCUACAGACUCUCACUCUUCUCCCCUCUCAGAGAGGGGGUAACUGUGGCUCCCAUCUCUAUCCUAUCUCCCAAAUGGGUUGUCAGUGUGGCGGAUGUCAUUUGAGGCAUGUCAUUAUAAACUGGGUGGUUCGAGCCCUGAAUGCUGAUUGGCCGACAGCUGUGGUAUAUCAGACCGUAUACCACGAGUAUGACAAAACAUUUAUUUUUACUGCUCUAAUUACGUUGGUAACCUGUUUAUAAUAGCAAUAAGGCAGCUCGGGGGAUGCGUCGUGCCUAAGAACAGCCUUUAGCCGAGGUAUAUUGGCCAUAUACCACACCCCCUUGUGCCUUAUUGCUUAAUUGUACUGCAUCAUCCUCUCAGCAAGAGACCCAUGGUUUCUUUCCUUUUCCUUAAAGGGGCAAUCUGCGAUUGAUAUAUACCCAUUGAUUUUUUAAGAAUAUAAUGUAUAUAUGCCUCAUGAGUUUAGUUCAACUGUUGUACCCCAUCAGAACCCCAAAUAUAAACUUGUUUUUCUCCUUUGUUUGUAAACAGUGUAAUUGUAAACAAAAACAGAAUCUCCACAAAACAUGGUUAAAACUACGUUUCUGAUAUAAUUGAUGGUUAGUCCUUGUAUCCAUAGCUCUGUCCAUGGAUUUGAGAGGGGUUACAUUUCUCCAUCCCCAUCCCUCAGCUGUUCACAAAAUCAGUGGCAGGGUGGAUGCUUUGUAUUGUUGAAUCGCAGAGUGCCCAUUUAAUAGCAGUUGAUACUACUCCUACCUAGCCAGUUGCUUUAGCUUUGUCUUGUGGUGGGCUUCUGUUCUUCUUUCUUACUUCUCUGGGCUGAACUUUGUUUUUUUCUCAGCAUGCCUGCAUUGAGCUCAGCUUUUUCUUUAAUGCCUUUUUCUUCUUCCAGUGAAAAAAGGAGAGCAGCAACAGUUUGGGUUGUGUUUUUAUUCACGCUGUUAUAUUGACAUGUCCUCCCUGUUACUCCCUGACAUGUCCUCCCUGUUACUCCUUGACAUGUCCUCCCUGUUACUCCCUGACAUGUCCUCCCUGUUACUCCUUGACAUGUCAUCCCUGUUACUCCCUGACCUGACCUCCAUAUUACUCCCUGACCUGUCAUCCCUGUUACUCCCUGACCUGUCCUCCCUGUUACUCCCUGACCUGUCCUCCCUGUUACUCCCUGACCUGUCCUCCCUGUUACUCCCUGACCUGUCCUCCCUGUUACUCCCUGACCUGUACUCCAUGUUACUCCCUGACCUGUCCUCCCUGUUACCCCCUGACCUGUCCUCCCUGUUACCCCCUGACCUGUCCUCCGUGUUACUCCCUGACCUGUCCUCCCUGUUACUCCCUGACCUGUCCUCCCUGUUACUCCCUGACCUGUCCUCCCUGUUACUCCCUGACCUGACCUCCAUAUUACUCCCUGACCUGUACUCCCUGUUACCCCCUGACCUGUCCUCCCUGUUACUCCCUGACCUGUCCUCCCUGUUACUCCCUGACCUGUCCUCCCUGUUACCCCCUGACCUGUCCUCCCUGUUACCCCCUGACAUGUCCUCCGUGUUACUCCCUGACCUGUCCUUCCUGUUACUCCCUGACCUGUCCUCCCUGUUACUCCCUGACCUGUCCUCCCUGUUACUCCCUGACAUGUCCUCCCUGUUACUCCCUGACCUGUCCUCCCUGUUACUCCCUGACCUGACCUCCAUAUUACUCCCUGACCUGUACUCCCUGUUACUCCCUGACCUGUCCUCCCUGUUACCCCCUGACCUGUCCUCCCUGUUACCCCCUGACCUGUCCUCCGUGUUACUCCCUGACUUGUCCUCCCUGUUACCCUCUGACCUGUCCUCCCUGUUACUCCCUUAAUCUAUGUGUAUAUGUAUAGGGAACUUGUUUAUAAGACCUAUUUAACACUCACCAGGCAGACCCUGAAUGUUCUUGUUUUUUUAUAUAUAUUUUUACAGUAUUUUACAAUAGUCUGUCGGACAUGCUCCUCUUCCUCUUGUGUACUGUUGUAAGCGUCAUUGUACGAUGAAAUAUCAAGAAUAUAAGAAGUAUUUUAUUCAUAUUCAUAGUAAACCUAUGGCAGACGUUUUAUAAUAACCUGUCAGCUACUAUAUUAUGCUUAUAUUGUAUGAUACAUUAUACAGUAUAUGUACUUUUACAAUAUAUCCUGGUGAAUAUGCAUAAAAUAAACAUACAGAGUUGAUAUUAUACAUUCCCUGUAUUUAAAUGUUCUGAAAGUGUUCUGUGAUAAUCAUGCGUUUUUACGUAGAAUUCUUCUGUAUGUAAAGGGGCAACAAAGGCACCAGCACAAUCUGAGUAUUAUCUAAAAGACUAUGUAUCUAUCAAACAAUGAUGAGACUGAGAAAGAAGACCUAGCAAAGUGGGACAGUGCCACAAUUAAUUCCCAUCAUUAUUUCAACUCUCUGGUCUGAAUUAUUUGGAAGAGAGUGAGAGAGGCAUUCUUCUUUAAAUUGUUUGCAUGAUUUACUUUGAAGGUAUUUGUUGAUCUUGUCAGAGAGUAAUGUUUUGCUGUUGUUGCUACAUGAAAAACAGACAUGGAAUAAUGUAACAGGUGAAUGUGAAACGUGGAAUGUGAGAGGAUUGCCUUGCAGGCUGUAUAGACGGGGGGGAGCGGCAAUGCAUUUACUGACGAAAUAUGUAUGGAAGCAUAUCCAUACCAUAUCCUCAAUCAAUGUAAAUUAAAAAUAAUCAACAUAGCCAUUUCAUGACAUACAUUCAGUUUCAAACAUUCACUGGAGAAUGUCAUAUUGUUGCGUAAUAUGUUUGAAGGAUAGACAUUUUCUACUCAGGCUUUCAAACGUCUCCUUGAACAGCUGUGUUGCCAGCAUCCUACCAGCAGAGAGAGCUGUUUAGCAGGACAUUCAGUUACCUUUCAGCCAUAACAUUGCUGCCCCCGCACUGCACAAGCUUGUUAGGGUGGCCCGUUCGCAGUCUCUGGCUAGGGAGUACUGCGGAGCUAUCUGUGAUCGUUGAUAGAUAGUUCUGUGUGUGUGUGUGUGUGUGUGUGUGUGUGUGUGUGUGUGUGUGUGUGUGUGUGUGUGUGUGUGUGUGUGUGUGUGUGUGUGUGUGUGUGUGUGCUCACGUGCGAAUGCGUACAUCUGAGGAGAUGUGUUUUUGUUCUGCUGUAGGCUUGUGAAUGUCAUUGAAUGCAGUAUGCUGCGACCUGGCUGACCUGCUGUUCUACUAAGGAGCCUAUUUAAGGAAUGUGGCUGAGGAGAAUAUUCUAGCCGGCAGAUUCAUGUAAUAUUUUGAAGCAGAAAUGGUUUAUCCAGCUGUGUCCAUCGCAUGUAGUUACCUUGCUGAAAAAAAAUAUCUGUACAAUUUUAGUACAGACAAUUGAAUGUUAAAUCGAAGUUUCACUUGGUGUAUUUUGCCUCUCGUCUUUUCCUAUCUCACUUCAGUUAUUUUUGCAUUUGUCACCUUCCUUUUCCAUGAUCUCUUUCCACUCCAAUCUCAUACCCUCUCUAUUUUCCCCUUCACUCCUCCUCCUCUCUCGCGUCACUUCAUUUCCCCCUUGUCAGUUUGCUUUGCCCUCUGUCUCAGUCAUCAUCUCACUGCUAUCACUCUCCUACACAAUCUUUUGGGAAGCUGCCUUCACUUUAACUGCUUGUGUAUAUUGUUACUAUUACUGAUGACAUAUACCUUGAAUUGUAUUGUAACUUGAUGUUACUGCUGUGAUAUUACUGCUUGGUACUUGUAUUUAUUGAUGGUGUUUCACACUUGUGGCAUAUGUGAUCAGGUUAGCCUAUCACAGAAUGCUAUGUCACCUCGGGACAUUGGAGGGUACAAGGUAUGAGGGCCCUUUACAUACAAAUGGACGUUGUGUAGUUCAAUCAACAGGUGAACAACACUGAAAAUGUCAUCUUCAACACACUAUUUCUUCAUAUCUUGGGGUCUAUGCAGUACGUGCCCUGUUCCCUGUGGCCCAGGCACUAACCACGAGGGAGAGAGGCACAGACAGUUUGAUACGGUACGCUGUCUGUUGUACAGCAGUAUGAUAGUCAGGACUCCGCUUCAAGCUCAGCGAGCUCUCUAUGCCCACCCUGCCACCCCGCCCCCUCUGACGUUAUCACAGAGCAGCUGCAGGGUCUCCAUGGCACUGGUUUGCAUGGAAACCGCUAGUUCCCUCCAAAUAUGUCAAAUGUGCCUAUUUGAUUGUGACAUUUUCGGGAAAUAAAAUCUAAAUGUUGGCUCCUUGAUACUGAAAUGAAAGCCUAGGUGUUACUGUAUGUUUGACCCUUUCCCAGCCAGCACUUCUGAAUGUGACAUGUGUGUAUAUACUGUAUAUAUAUACAGCAUGAGAUAAUAAUAUAAUGGUCUGCUUUCCUUUGUAUUAUGUUUAGAGUAUUUAAUGAAAGGUUAAUAUAUAGAACAACAUUUUUGUCCUUCAGUUCAUUGUCAUGAUUAUUUUUAAAUUAUAAAGCUGAAUGAAGGAAAAGUUGUUGUAUUUCUGCUGCUUUCUGCUAAUGUGUUGUAGACACCACACCAAGCCACCAAUGCAUUCAAAACUGUGAUAUAGUGUACUACGGUGGGGUUCUGACUGAUUGCAGUUUUCUUAGACUGCUGCCAAUGAGAGACAUUUGAAAUCUUUUUACUUGGAUUGUUUUACUCAUUUUAGCUGUACACGUGUCGACUGCCUGUUAAAACCUCACUUCUUUAAGGAAACAUUGUUUGUAUAUGAGCUCUUCUGGGGAGGCGUAGCGGGGAAAAAUAAAAGUGUUUCAAAAAGUGA
This is a messenger RNA of Salvelinus fontinalis (brook trout), 11184 nucleotides long. RefSeq lists its product as uncharacterized. Gene Ontology annotation, biological process: regulation of ARF protein signal transduction. NCBI's taxonomy places the organism in Eukaryota, Metazoa, Chordata, Actinopteri, Salmoniformes, Salmonidae. The record is from RefSeq and is a predicted model, not a curated record. Bases 564 to 5573 code for a protein of 1669 amino acids. Gene Ontology annotation, molecular function: phospholipid binding; protein binding; guanyl-nucleotide exchange factor activity. The transcript is spliced from 17 exons.